AUGCUUCGUCGAGGUUUGGUCAGCAUUGCCAACACGAGGUCGGCUGCUGUCAAGACUGUCUCUCUCAUCCCUGGUGAUGGAGUCGGUCCUGAAUUGAUGGCUUCCGUCAAGGAUGUCUUCAAGAGCGCCACUGUUCCAGUUCAAUUCGAAGAAGUCGGCCUCACUGGUGUGAAUACUAAAGAAGGCGCUUACGAAGAAGCGAUCGCUUCCAUUUCCAAGAAUGGUGUCUGCUUGAUGGGAGCACUCGAAAACGCUCAAGCCGCUGGUCUUCAGCAGUCCAUGUCAUUCCAGCUCCGAAACGAUCUCGGUGUUUUCGGCGCUGUCGCCAAGAUCAAGUCCAUCGAAGGUCUCCAGUCGAAGUUCUCCAAUGUUGACAUCGUCGCCAUCCGAGAACAGAGCGAGGGAGAGUACAAGUGCCUCGAGCACGAGCCAAUUCAGGGAGUUGUCGAGGCCCUCAAGAUCACCACUGAACAGAACUCGGACCGAAUCCACAAGUUCGCCUUCGACUACGCUCUCCGACACGGCCGAAAGAAGGUCACCUGCGUCCACAAGGCCAACAUCAUGAAGAAAGGUGACGGUCUCUUCCUCCGACGAUUUCGAGAAGUCGCCAAGCAGUACCCAAUGAUCGAGUCCCAGGACAUGAUCGUUGACAACACCUGCAUGCAGCUCGUGUCCAACCCUCACCAGUUCGAUGUUAUGGUCAUGCCUAACUUGUACGGCGCCAUCGUUGACAACCUUGCUGCCGGUCUCGUUGGUGGCGCUGGUGUUGUUCCAGCUGAAUGCUACUCGACCCAGAACUGCAUCUUCGAAUCCGGAGCUCGACACACUUUUGGAGCCGCCGCCUUCAAGAACAUCGCCAACCCUACCGCUGUUCUCCUUGCCUCCGCCAACAUGCUUGACCAUAUGUCCCUCUCCAUGUACGGCUCAAGAAUCCGAAAUGCUGUCAACAAAACCAUCAAGCUGAAGAAGACCCGAACACUCGAUAUGGGCGGCUACGCUACCACUGAACAGUUCACCAAGGCUGUCAUUAAGAACUUGUAA
This is a messenger RNA of Oikopleura dioica, 1041 nucleotides long. The record is from the annotation of a GenBank genome assembly. NCBI's taxonomy places the organism in Eukaryota, Metazoa, Chordata, Appendicularia, Copelata, Oikopleuridae.